Molecule: messenger RNA, 2965 nt
Organism: Debaryomyces tyrocola
Lineage: Eukaryota; Fungi; Ascomycota; Pichiomycetes; Serinales; Debaryomycetaceae
Source: the annotation of a GenBank genome assembly
AUGGCUUCACUGACAGCAACGGUAUCGCUUCAUAACCUCGUGAAGCUCUGUUGUAAAAGGAAUUCAACGAGCAAAGUAUUUGUUUCGUUGUAUAAUCAAUUAGAGGAAAAAUUACCUAUUAAAGAUAAUGAUUAUUUGUCGAACCUAUUACAACCAGAUAUAAAGAAUAAGUCUAAAAGAGAAAGAGAUUUGAGAACAGAAUAUGUCUUAGCAUUGUCAAUAUCCUCUGAGAGUCAAUUGGAGAAAUUCUGGAAAUUUUUGCCUGAAAUAGUUUUGGAAAAUCAAAUACGCUACUUGAUCGAAUUAAACAAUAUUUUACUAUCCAAGUCAAAUAUAGAAAGACCUUCUGGUGAUAUAUACAAAGAAAUCGUAAAUAAUUGUUUUUUCAAAUAUACUUCCAGUUAUGUAUCAAGUUUGAUUCCAGUCAUUUCGGCCGCUCAAGUUUCCUUGUUAAAUCAUAUAAUAGUGGUAUGGUGCUCAGUAAUUAGGAGAUUAUCUUUUCAUUUAAACACUAGUGCUUUCAAACAAUUAGCGGUCAGAAUUGUAUCCCUUUUGACAGAAUGUGACUUACAAAACUUGUUAAAUUAUUUCAUAUCAAAUACUUCAUCGAUAUUGAAUACAGACGACUUGCAAGUUGACCUGAUUCAGAAUUCAGAUGAUAAGAAGAUUGCAGCAAUUAGAAGUACAACCACAAUACAAUUAGUCAAUAAUAUAUCAUCAAUAAAUCCAAAAUCUAGAAAAGCAACUCAGUUGAAUAUUAUCAAAAGGUAUCUUUGGUUGAAUUCUAUCAUGAAGAACUGGAAAUUUAAUAAUGGUGUUUUUUUGAAACAGUUCGAGCAGAAUUUCCUACCUAAUUCUCUGAAUAAUUUAAAGAAGCCUUACGUUCUUGCCUUUGAAUUAAUGUGCGCCUUAUUCAGAGGCAUUGUUACUUCAAUUUGCUCGAAUGAAUCGAAGUACGUUUUAUUUAACUGGAAAAAUUUUAUAAUCACUAGACUUCCAACUUUAUUAAAUGGCAUUAAAUUUACUACGCAGCAUGUUGCACCUACCUCCCAUGAUUCAAGUCCUAAACAGGAAUCUUUGGAUGAUGCAAUAAUAAAUGCAUUUGAAUCUUUUGAAGACCCGGUUAACAAAGUUUUAACACAAUUCAGCAUCGAUAAUUUGUCUAUUUGUGACCUUCGCCAGACGUUUAUAAAGAGUUGUAUAUACAAUAAGCGUGGGUUCAUAUCAUAAAAUAUUUGCGAUUGAAAAUACAAUAACAGACCAAUUCUUGAAUAAUGGUAUUAAUCAAGUUGGUCAAAUAACGUCAAUUAGAGAUGAGUUCGAAAAAAAAUUAUUGAAUAUUAAUACUGAGUUCACAACUUUGGAAGAUUCGGGGUUAAUCGAAUACAUAAAUUCCUUACCUAGUUUAGUAGAAUUCCUGGCAACUAAACAGUUGGAACUAAGUGAAACGGUUGAUCGAGUAAUCGAGCAUUUAAUUGAUGAGAAAAAUAUCGAAAAGUUAUAUAGAUUGCUAUUAUCUGUUUGCAAUAAUCUUACAACUUUGAAUUUAAUCUGUUUUAAUUCGAAUUGCGGACCCUUUUCGAUAUUAUAUAAGUUGAUCAAUUAUAUUGACAAUGAAGAUUUUAACGUUGACGAUGACGAUAAUUUCCAAGAGACUUAUGCCUUCUUCGGAAUUAUUAUUCUUUCUAUACUCCUAAUUAUUGAAACCUUUAAAAUUGAUUAUUCUCAAAUUUCAAUUAAUAAUUCUUAUAUUAUUGAUUACAUAAAUGAAUUCUACUACAGGUUAUGUGAUAAUUUGACGAACAUAUCAACUUCAAAUUCGGAAGAAGACAAUACAAUAAUUUCAAAUUACAAUGAUUUAAUUAGUGACUGGAUUAAUGCGUUGUUUGAUGAUAAUAAUGAUGGGCUUUCUGAUGACUUAAUUAAAUCAGUCAAUGUCAAACAAAUUUAUAAAAUGAUUCCUAUUAUAUAUCAACAAUCAAUUAUUGCUACCAAUUCGAAUAAAAUUGACAUUAAGAUAUUAAAUAAUGGAAUUGAUUACUUGUCGCAGAUGUUUUUGAUCCCUUGUACUUUAAAUAUCAUUAAAUGGUUAUUGAGGAAAAUUUGGGCUGAUGAUCCAACUUUAGACUGUUUGCCUGUUCAAGUUUUGCAUGAAUUAAUUAAAUCUAAUAUGGGCGAAAAUGAUGAGCCAACGAGUGAAUCGAAGCUAUUUUUUCAAAUAGUGUUGAAGAUAAGUGGUAAUUCGAUAAUAUCAACCUUAAAGAAGUUAAAGAAUUGGGAGAAUUCUAAUUUAAUCAAGGGCAUAAUUGAAAAGGUAAGCAAUAGUGUCGAUCCAAUGUAUUUGGAGAAUGGUUUGAGCUUAGAGUUAAAUGAGAGAGUCAGUUUGUGUGAACAACUUAAAACGAACGUGAUUACUUUAGUCAAUAAUGGGAACAUUUAUGACUAUCAAUUUUUAAAUAUAUUCUCUUCCGUUGAUAAGGACAACGAAUUGAUGAGAUAUAUUGUUGAGGAAAUAACUUCAUAUCAAAAGACAAGUGGCGGAAAUGAAGAUACUAAGCUAUUCAUUAACCUAUCAAUAUUCAUGAUAUUGCUCAACGCUAUUGAUACUGAUGAUGACAAGCAAUAUUGGAUUAAACGUAUUAAGGACUCUAUGGUUCCUGUUAAUUGCAAUAGCUCAGGUGAGAAUAGAUUUGAUAUACUGAUGGAUUAUCAUUAUUCUAGUAUUUUUAACAAUUCAGAUGAAACAUCUAAUAAUGAUUAUUUGUUUAGUGGUGAAAAUAAUAAUUCUUCUGUAGAAAUUGAGGGUUUGAAACGCAAAAUUGGAAGGCAUGAAAGCUUGUUGAACAGUUUCAAUAAAAACAAGGAGCUUUGCGAUACUGAAGUUCAAUCUACAUUUGUGAAAUCGUUAAGAACAUUUAGGGAUAAAUUGAUAAAUGAAUUAGAAGUUUUUACACUCAAUGUUUAG